UUGCAGCCUCCUAAGUAAUCCGGAGGACCGCGGGGUGGGAGGGGCCGAAGGUAACACAACCUUCCCGUAAGCCCUCCAGGGAGCGAAAAAGGAGGCGCCACCCUGCGCUCCCGGGGUGCCCCGGGCCAGCUCCUCUAGAACAAGCUCUGCUCUCUGGAAACUAGUUGGUUCAUCGCUGCGAGAAGCCGAGGACCCAGGGGAGGACUCUAGGGGCCAGGUGGCGGGGCUGGGAGGAGCCCGGCGGGGCCCAGGGAUCCCCCGCAGGCUGCAGAUCCCGCGCACAGUCCGGGACGCCAGGGAAGCCGGUGCGAGAUCCCCAGGCUGUCCCUCGGCUGAGAGCCCCGCCUCGCACGCCGGCGGGCCAUGUCCGGAAGCCUGGGCUCUGCGCUCCGGCCCCCCGCCCUGGGGUCCAGGAAAACUGCGCUCCGCAGCCUCAGUUGCCUCGCGGACCUGGACGGCGGUGUGGCCUCUGAGCCCCGGCCCUGCCGGCCCCCGGCGGUCUCGGCCUCCACCCGGGCUCCCGUGCCCACUGCCUCGGGCUGCGACCCCCCGCUGAGGCCCAUCAUCCUGCGCCGGGCGCGCUCUCUGCCCUGCUCCCCCGAGCGUCGACAGAAGGCGGCAGGCGCGCAGGGGGCCCCGUGCCGGCCGGGAUGCAGCCGGCAGCUUCGCGUGCGCUUCGCCGACGCCCUGGGCCUGGAGCUGGCGCAGGUCAAGGUGUUCAACGCGGGCGAUGACCCCUCCGUGCCGCUGCACGUGCUGUCGCGACUCGCCAUCAACUCGGACCUGUGCUGCAGCAGCCAGGACUUGGAGUUCGCCCUCCAGUGCCUGGUGCCCGACUUCCCGCCGCCCGUUGAGGCCGCCGACUUCAGCGAACGCCUGGAGAGACAGCUGGUGUGUCUGGAGAGCGUCACCUGCUCAGACCUGGGCGUCAACGGUGCGGUGCGGGUGCGCAACGUGGCCUUCGAGAAGCAGGUGGCCGUGCGCUACACCUUCACCGAGUGGCGCAGCGCACACGAGGUGCAGGCCCGGUGGCGCGGGCCUGCAGGCGCCGAGGGCAGCGAGGACGUCUUUGCCUUUGGGUUCCCGGUGCCGCCCUUUCUUCUGGAACUCGGCUCACAAGUGCACUUCGCCCUGCGCUACCGAGUGGCUGGAGCUGAGUACUGGGACAACAACGGUGGCCGUGAUUACAGCCUCACAUAUCGCAACCACGCGCUGCACAUGCCCCGCGGGGAGUGCGAGGAGAGCUGGAUCCACUUCAUCUGAGUGGUGGAUGGGUCACCGGCCUGCAGUUGUGACCCAGCUGGGUGCUCACCUCUGGGCUCUUGUUCUGCCACCUACAUCUUCCUGGAGUUGUCUGACCUCUUACCUGCUGUGAGGACCGCUGACAGGGGCCUGUCCUGACUUCUGUGUGAAGUGUCUCACUCACCUGGUUUGGAAAGGGCCCUCCGGUGGCCCAAAGGUUGGGUCCUGGUGCUGGGGUGAAGGAGGUGCGGGGAUGUUGGCUUUUCCGGGAGGGCUCAGGCUGGGUUUUGGUUUGGUUUUUUAAAAGACUCACCUCCUACUAGGGAAGCCUUUUGCAUGCAUCUUGUCAGUCUCUCUGUAAAGGUAGCUGUUGCAUAUUAUCGUGCAUCAUAGUGGUUGCCUUCUCAGGAAUAUUCUAGAUUUACUUAGCAUUUGGAAAAACCUGUGGCCCAUGUUCAUGACCAUUGUAAACAAAAUGUGCAGCACGACCUGCAUUGCAGUUCUUGAAGGCAUUCCUGCCCUGGAACGAGGAAAACCUGAGACAGCCUCUGCUUGCCAAUGUCUGUAGCCUUCUAACAGUGGAAACUAUUAAUAGGCAAGAAAUUUAUUCCCCAUCACUCAUCACAUAGCCAUUUCUGGGCUUUGAAGCUGCUCUGGCUGGCCUGUGUGACUCCUACAUCAACAACUGGGAAGGAGGAAGAACUUCACAUUUUUCUACUAGUCUGACAAUCCUUUCUGGGCAGUUGGUCCUCACAUGUAAUAUAUUUCUUUUGCAUGUGUUUGAGAAGUGUGUGUCUGUGCAUUACCAGGCCAUUCUGUUUAGGUUUUCAACUACCUAAAUAUUUUAAGAAGCUUGCCUUCAGUUAUUUAAAUUUUCAGGUGGCUCUAGGGUUUCUGGCAACAGUUCCUGGUGCAGUUACAUUUUGAUGAUGAAGGUGAUUGUUUUUAUUUUUUCUUCCUCAGAAGAUCCCAGCAUGUGUCUUUGAGAAAUCCAGCUACCAAGUGGAACUAUAAGGUAUUUUCAGCAUUAACCAGAGCACUCGAGGAAAAAUCACAAAUUUUAUACCUCUAGAUUAUUUUAAAUUGUAUUUAUAUAUGUCAGGUUUUAUCAGCUACCUGCCAGUUUUAUUCUUUGGUGCCUUCAGAUAGGGACAUUCCUAGCAUUUUGUGGACUUCUUUUCACUUUUAAAAUGUUAAUGUUUUUAAAACCUCCCAUCAAGGAGUCAAAGCCACUGUUCCCAGAGUGCAUCACUGUAAUUUAAAAACCACCACUUGGCCUCUGACAGCAGGUGCUAGAACUGAGGCACAAACAACCAGCCCAGGUGCACAAGACCUCCGAGGUGUGCUGUGAUGUUUAUGAUAAAACUGAAGUCAGAGUGAUGGAUUUUGUGGUACCCAUCACCAGUGAGUUGGGUUUUGAGUGCUUGUUAAUUGUCCAAUCGGUAUCAAAAGAUGCAUUUUGCCUUUUAACCAGCUUGUUUUGGAUCACCGUGACCUUUGUGUUUUUCAAAUUAGAAGAACGGGAAUGGCCUUCUGUGACACCUUGUAAUCUAUGAACACUGAAUUUUGAUUUAAAAUUCUGUUCCUAAAGUGCACAGCUCUUGCCUCCUUGGAUUCUGCACCACAUUGACAUGCAAGAGAGAGAGAAACUUGGUUACAUUUCCUGCUGCUCACAAACUAUCCAAUUAGGUCAGCAAGCCUGUGAUGGCCCUGGCAACUCUGCCUUCGGCCCCAGCCAGCGUGCAAGACUGUUGUCCAGAUAUUCAGGUACACAUUCAUGCUGCCAAAUGUAUUGUUUUAUGGCACGGAAAGAAUCUCAUGAUCUAUGCGAAAAGUCUCUUGCCAAAAAGGUUCUGGCCAUGGACUAUAAUAUAAAUGCUAUGUCUUUAAAAUUAAGUGAACCUCAAGGUGCCUUUGAAAAAAUACCAACACUUUGAAAUUUUAAAGCUUAAAUAGACUUGCCUGGUCGGUGCAGCUUUAAGACAGCUCAAGAACUUUCAUUACCUGAAAGUUCUAUAGUUAUAUUGCUUAAAUGUUUAAAUUAAUUUUAUAGUGGAGUGUGCAAUAACUGGGUUAUCUCCCCUAAAUAUAUUUAAUGUCUGUCAUUUAAAAUAAUUUUACUCAAUCCUAAGUAUUAAAAUGUAUGGGCACAGA
Messenger RNA from Cavia porcellus (domestic guinea pig), 3396 nucleotides. RefSeq names its product protein phosphatase 1 regulatory subunit 3D (gene Ppp1r3d). Gene Ontology annotation, biological process: regulation of glycogen biosynthetic process. Lineage: Eukaryota; Metazoa; Chordata; Mammalia; Rodentia; Caviidae. The record is from RefSeq and is a predicted model, not a curated record. The transcript has a single exon. Gene Ontology annotation, molecular function: glycogen binding; protein phosphatase 1 binding. Gene Ontology annotation, cellular component: protein phosphatase type 1 complex. The coding region runs from base 364 to 1263 and encodes 299 amino acids.